Messenger RNA from Fukomys damarensis (Damara mole-rat), 1162 nucleotides. RefSeq names its product growth/differentiation factor 7. Lineage: Eukaryota; Metazoa; Chordata; Mammalia; Rodentia; Bathyergidae. Bases 1 to 471 code for a protein of 156 amino acids. The transcript has 3 exons. The record is from RefSeq and is a predicted model, not a curated record. Gene Ontology annotation, biological process: SMAD protein signal transduction. Gene Ontology annotation, molecular function: cytokine activity; growth factor activity. Gene Ontology annotation, cellular component: extracellular region.
AUGGGACUCAACACCCGUUCCCCCAGGACUGGGUCAUCGCCCCCAGGCUACUCGGUCGGGGACACGGCCAGGGUGCCGAGAGUGGGUUUGGUGGCGUUGAGGCUCAGGGAGGGUAUGGGCUGCCCGGGUUCUCCCGUGACGGGAGUUGGGCUGGGGGCUCUGGGAGCACACGAUGGGACUCAACACCCGUUCCCCCAGGACUGGGUCAUCGCCCCCCAAGGCUACUCGGCCUACUACUGUGAGGGAGAGUGCUCCUUCCCGCUGGACUCCUGCAUGAACGCCACCAACCAUGCCAUCCUGCAGUCCCUGGUGCACCUGAUGAAGCCAGAUGCAGUUCCCAAGGCGUGCUGUGCACCCACCAAGCUGAGUGCUACCUCUGUGCUCUACUAUGACAGCAGCAACAACGUCAUCCUGCAUAGACAUUUGUGUCCACUCAAGAAAAAGCUGGACAGCAACAUGCUUCAGGGCUGAAGCCAGUGCUAUGUAUCCGCCCAUCUUCCUGCCUUGCGUCUACCUCUGCUGCCUGGAGAAAAUGUGCAAGGAUGGACAUCUUGUUUUGGAGAAACAGAAAAAUCUCGGAGGCUUUCUGUGGUGGAUUAAGUAAUGGUCAACUUGUAAUGCCCAGCUGAAGUGAAUCAGCAUGGUCUGGGUGUAGAAAAUCUACCUGAGGAUUAUUGCCAAUAGCCAUAAAAAGAUAACUGGAGAGGAAGGUUGUGGGCUGUUGAUUUUCUAGAGAAGCUUGCUGUGGAUGGUUUUCCUAAUGUGAACUAGGCUGUUCUCAUCAGAGGUGCUGGAGGCUUUGCUGUCGCUAGGAAAUGCUGUUGUUCUGGUCAGAGGAGCUCUGAUCUUCACCAUGAGUAUCACUUCCAGGCUCCAAUGUAGAUCCCUCAGCCCAGUGGCAUAAAUCCUUCAUCCCACUGGUGUAGGUUUUUUGGUUUCCACCGCUGGCCCUUUGGGUCUUCUGAGUGCCAAUCCUCAAUAUGGACAAGCAUGACAUUGUCAUGGGCUCCAGGCCACUGGCUGGACUCGGAGUCCAUUGGAAUUCAGUGGAGGACAUUGCCUUGGACUCUAAGCAUUUAGCUGGACUUGUAUGGGACAUUGUCAUGGGAUCCAGGCUAGAUUCUUUGGGCCUCUAGUUUGCGGUUAAUCUCUUGCACUCCUC